Molecule: messenger RNA, 408 nt
Organism: Auanema sp. JU1783
Lineage: Eukaryota; Metazoa; Nematoda; Chromadorea; Rhabditida; Rhabditidae
Source: the annotation of a GenBank genome assembly
AUGGCUGGUGGAAAAGGAAAAGCCGGGAAGGAUUCUGGAAAAUCCAAAUCUAAGGUUAUUUCUCGUAGUGCUAGGGCUGGACUUCAAUUCCCUGUAGGAAGAAUUCAUCGUUUUCUUAAACAAAGAACAACCUCUCAUGGUCGUGUAGGAGCUACUGCUGCAGUCUACAGUGCUGCUAUUCUUGAAUAUCUCACCGCCGAAGUGCUAGAGCUUGCUGGUAAUGCCUCUAAAGAUUUGAAGGUGAAAAGAAUCACACCAAGACAUCUUCACCUUGCCAUUCGCGGAGAUGAAGAAUUGGAUACUCUCAUUAAGGCUACCAUCGCUGGAGGAGGAGUUAUUCCUCACAUUCACCGUUAUUUGAUGAACAAGAAGGGACAACAACCAGGACAACCAGCACAAAAGGCUUAA